AUGUCUGCGGCCGGUAUCGAUCGGCAACGGUUUGUUUCGCUUACCGACGAUGAAUACGAUGAAAUCAAGUGCGGUAUAUGUCUCGGUGUACUCAACAAACCUCUGGUCAACCAAUGCUGUCAACAGUCUUACUGUGAUUACUGUAUACACGAGUGGAUCAAAACAAGCAAAACGUGUCCCAAUUGUCGCAAAUCGUUGACCGUUAAGAAGUUGUUUCCGGCGCCACGUUUUAGCGUCAAUCUCAUCGAAAGACUAGACAUUUACUGUGACUUUAGGGACGACGGCUGUCUUAAUGUCUGUAAACUCUCGGCUCUCAACCAACACCUUAACAGUUGUUUGUUUAAUCCGAAAAAUAAGUGCCAGUAUUGUGAAGAACAGAUAUUCUCUGCUAGUGAUCACAAAUGUGGUCCACAACUAAAGGAAUUGGUCGACAGUUUACGAACGGAAGUGUCAGAACUUAAGACAUCAAAUCAAAAGUUGCGGUCAAUUACGAGAAAACACAAGUCACGGGUCGAAGAAAUGCAGAAACAAUUCGAUGAAGAGAUGAACCACAAGAACGAAGAGUUCGAGACACUGUCUUUAGUUAGUCAACAUAUGGAGCAACAGGUUUCGGCUCUUCAGCGAGAGGUAACAGAUCUCAAGACACAGAAUCAGAAUUUGUGUCAACAAAAUCAAAGUUUUUCGGGUGAAAACCAAAAGCUAAGACAAGAUAUGAAAGAUAUGCGCAAACAUUGUGACGAUUAUCUCAAUACCAGAGAGUCGCUCGAGAAGAGUAACCAAAGUUUGACACAAGAAUUGAUAGAAUUGAGACAAGAGUUGGACUCAAUUCGCGAACAAUCUGUUCAAUUGAAGGCCGAUAACGAAAGCCUAAAAAGCAGUCAAUUCACAAAUACAAAACACAUGACAGACGUAAUUAAGUCGGCCAGAGAUCACAUCCGUGAGCCAGAUAUCAAGCGAUCAAAGUUGUCGAAAAUGUCUCAAUCAUUGGCUAUUAGUAAGAUUACGACUGCUAUCACCACAUUUGACACAUACCGUGACAUUGCCAUCAAUCUGAAGAAAGACAUCGAAUCGUAUAAGAGAGGCGUCUUCUGGCAUACACUUGUCGUCAGCGACACAUGUAGUCAUCUCAUCACUUAUACUAAUGAAGAUAUCAUAGACAUAGCGUUUGGCGAACUUAGAGUCAAACUCUUCUCAGUCUAA
Molecule: messenger RNA, 1200 nt
Organism: Oppia nitens
Lineage: Eukaryota; Metazoa; Arthropoda; Arachnida; Sarcoptiformes; Oppiidae
Product: E3 ubiquitin-protein ligase TRIM62-like
Exons: 2
Coding region: 1-1200 (399 amino acids)
Biological process (GO): microtubule-based process
Cellular component (GO): dynein complex
Source: RefSeq, a predicted model, not a curated record